AGCUGGGCUCACUUUUUAUACCUCACCAACAUCCCCAAAAGCCCCACACACUCUUUUUCUCUCUCUCCCUCUCUCUCUCUCUCCCUAAAAAAAAACUCCUCCAUUUCUCUCUCUCUCUCUUCUCAUGGCCGCCUCCAGGGAGGGACACUACAGAGGAGUGAGAAAGAGGCCGUGGGGUCGCUACGCCGCCGAGAUCCGCGACCCGUGGAAGAAAACCCGCGUCUGGCUGGGCACCUUCGACACCCCCGAAGAGGCAGCCUUGGCCUACGACGGCGCCGCCCGUUCCCUCCGCGGCGCCAAGGCCAAGACCAAUUUCCCUCCUCCGCCGCCGCCCCCGACCGCGCUGUCGCUCGACCUCAACCUCCCGUCCGAUCACAGCCGCGGCCGGUGGGUCUCGCCGGACGGUCGUGUGGCCUUCCGUGAGUUCCUCCAGACCGCCAUCCUCAACGGCGCAAGCGCGAAUAAUAUGGAGUCGCCGGCGAACAACGAGUACGGCGGGGUUCCGGCGCCGGUGAGUGAGGUUCAGGCGGGGUAUUUUGGGGUUUUGAGACGUGGGUUGGCGAUUGAUUUGAACAAGCCGCCGCCAUUGUCGCUGUGAUGAUGGAAUCGCUUCUGGGCGUCGUCGUUUCCCUUCGGAAUGUAGUCUGUUUUUCCAAUGAUUUUCUCGUGUUUGUUUAGCAUUGCGAGAGAGAGAGAGAGAGUGAGAGAGAAGAAGUGGUGAGGAAGGAGGAUUUCAGGAAACUGAGAGGAUUAGCUUUGUCUGUAUAUAUGCUGCUUAUUGUGCUUCUUUAUGUAACUGAUGAUGAUUAACCUCUUCUCUCAGUUCAUUCCAA
Messenger RNA from Rhododendron vialii, 833 nucleotides. RefSeq names its product ethylene-responsive transcription factor 12-like. The coding region runs from base 125 to 598 and encodes 157 amino acids. The transcript has a single exon. Gene Ontology annotation, biological process: regulation of DNA-templated transcription. The record is from RefSeq and is a predicted model, not a curated record. Gene Ontology annotation, molecular function: DNA-binding transcription factor activity; DNA binding. NCBI's taxonomy places the organism in Eukaryota, Viridiplantae, Streptophyta, Magnoliopsida, Ericales, Ericaceae.